Molecule: messenger RNA, 1230 nt
Organism: Durusdinium trenchii
Lineage: Eukaryota; Dinophyceae; Suessiales; Symbiodiniaceae
Source: the annotation of a GenBank genome assembly
AUGCUAAGCGCGUUCCUGGUCUUCAAUGCAGACACAGGCGCCUUGGUCUACCAUCGCAGAUAUGAUGCUGACUUUGGCAUUCCCAAUGCAAGGCAACAAGCAUCAUUGGCAGACCCCGUGGGUUUGGCUUUGCAGCUGUAUGCCUUCAGCCGAUUCUCCAGCAGCUUUCCAAAAUCACCACAGCUACAAGUUCUUCACUUUGGGGAGAUCCGUAGUUUGGGUAACAUCUUCCUGGCAACAGAAGAGCUAUCUGAAGAAGAAGGGCUCUCGGCACGCCGGCUGACUUUGGCCGCAUUCGGAGAUCUUGCACCAGACUUUGGUGCACAAAUCGCACGAAAUCUUCUCCGCGAUUUUAUUGAGGAAAACACUCGGGCAGUUCAUGUGCUGCAUCCCAGCAGUGAUGCGAAGUCGGAGACAGCGCCAAGAAGCUGGCAUUUCAAUUCGCUUGAUAUUACGCUUGAAGCCAUGGUCGAUUGUUUGGUCUGCAACAUUGCAGAGGCCCUACCACAAUUUCCAAGGUGGGUGUGCCUUUUGCGCUUUGACGAGGACAUGGGACAUCGUGCAUGGGAGCAGAUUGCUGUUGCACAAGCAACUCCAGUCGCCCCCAAGGAACGCAAAAGUGAUCGACGACCACAAUCUUUUGCAAGGCGGUUACUACACAAAGGAGUGUCGGCGAUCACUGCAUGUUCACCGCGGAAAUCUACAGACCAGAGGCCUUCCUCUUCGGGAGGUCGUGCAGCACAAGGGCAGGUGACAUGGUGGCGCCGUCAAUCUCAUUCAGGACAUUUUGAAGAGCUUCAUGAACAAGAGAACUUCAUGCUGACAUGUUUCUGGUAUGAAGGCUCCGAAGAGCAGGUCUUACCAUCCAAGACCUCUACCCCAGUCCUGGAGCUUGCUACUGCAUUGCUGGAAUCCAGCUCGAUCAAUGCCGGUUGGACACUUGUGCAACUGCAGCCUCAUUUUUGGUUUUACGAACACAUGGGCUGCAUGCAAUGCGUGGCCUUCCACUUUGCACCCUAUCGGACCUACUUCCUGGUACCCAUCACUUGCCUUUUUGUAGAGGGCCUGCCAGAGAAGUGGGACCCUUCUGUGUUGCAGACAGUGUGCACUGGUGCGCGACAAAAGAUCUCUUCCGAAUUGGAGGAGCUCGUGAAAUGGCUAAAGAGCAAGGCUGGCGCAUGUGGCUACUUUCCAAAGAAGAAAAAGCCCCUGAAGAAUCCUCAAAGCUGA